UAGAUGACCUCUCGAGGUCUCUUCCAGUUCUAUGAUUAAGGAAACAAAAGAUUUUAUUUGGUUCUUUGUUGUGAUUCUCAGUUCUUCAGCUAGAUGUUUCUUUCAGCUUUCACUUUUUCUUUAUUGUAUUAAAUGUUAAUCUUUUGGCAGGCGCUCCCUCCAAUUCAGAAAGCCUGGGAAUGUUUAAUUUGCAUGGAUUAAGCAAAUGAUUAGAUUAACUGAGAGGUUUGCUUUAGGUAAUUUCAAGGUUUUAUAAUUCUACUUUACGUGCAUCCUCGGCUUUAAUUAUUUGCAUGAUGAAAGAAUUUAAAUAUUUAAAAUCAAGGACCACAGGGCACAUCAAAGAGUUUCUAAAUCAUUAUUGAACAAAGUCUAGUUUAUACUGGAUCUGUAAUGCUACAAAAAUGCCUAAUUAAAAUCACUUUACAAUAAAGAUUUUCAACACUAGAUGUAAACUUUAGAAGAAAUUGUAUGGAAAAGGUAAGUUUAAUAGCGGAAUAAAGUAUGUCAGUGCGAUCUCCCACUGGGCUGGAGGGAAUAGUAAAUUAAAAGUCGUCAUGGCACAUGCUUUCUACUCGUUCUUUAUAAUGUACAUUCAUUAAUAACUUAUGUUUUAUAGCUGUGAUUUUUGGGAGAAGGAAUAACAAUAUAUUUCUAGCUUCAAGAUGAAAGAUUCAACAUACUGCAUCUAAUCCUCCCCAACCAAAUGCUUUUGAUUUCUACUUUAAAAAAAUGCUUUGAAAAUAUAAAUAUUUUCUGACCAUCUCCUCUUCUCCUGGUUGGUUCUUCUGAAAUGGUUUGGCUCUUGAUCAUCCAUUUCAGUAUCUAGGUGACUAUACUAUUAAUGGUCUGAUGUUAUAUUUAUUGAGUUGUCCUGAACUGUCGCCUCCAGUUUAUUCAAUUUAUAUGCCACGUUAACUCUGGCUGUGCAACUAGUAUAGUGUCACUUAAAACUAUCUUCAUUUAAUGAUCCUAUUAUCUUUGCAGCUAAAUUGUUAACAAUUCCUAUAUCAUUUGCCCAUUCUUAGUUAGGCUGAGGGAACGAAUAACUGAUUUUAAAAAAAUCCUGUGUGAAUAAUGAAUUAUGGUAAGUCUCUAUCUCUCUCUCUCACACACACACACACAGAGAGAGAGAGACAGAUGCAUGGUAAUACGUGGCAGUACAGUAUAAUGAUUUUACAGGCAUAAAUUUGCAGUGAUCAAAUUUACUAAUGAGUGAGUUAUGUAGGUCAUUCCAGCUGAGUGUACAUUAAAAUCUUUUUAUUCUGCAGCACACCACAUAUUGUGUUUAUACCAUAUAUUUUAGAUAAGUUAUAUUAGAAAAUUUGUUGAGUUUCAGUUUUUUGGGUGGAUGUAAAAGUAUUAUUUUUCAUAUCCUCUUAACUGUAAAGUCAGUUUGUUUUAGUUCCCAUAUACAGAGGGCAGAAAUGCUAUUACAUUUUUAAAACCUCUUAAAGUGAACUUCAGUAACUAUUUUAUAAAUCAUGAAUUCAUUAUUUUAAGGUCUGAAAGCUUGCAACCUUCCAUCAAUCAAAAUGUAUGUUGUUUCUCACUGGUAAACCUGGAAUCUUAACUUGCCAGUGAACAGAAUGUAUUUGUAGGCAAAGCAAGUCACACUAUCAGACCAUAAACUGUCACAGGUAUAAACAUGAAUAUUUCCAGUCCUUGAUCUUCAACCAGAGUAACUUGCUUCUCUGUUUUCAUCUGAUCCAUUUUUGGGGGUGGGCUGAAAGGGGGAAGGAGAAAUAAAUUUUGAAAGAUUCUAAGUUGCUUCUUAAAUAUCAGAAUUUGAUAUGUGGGAAACACAGAAGAAAUAGAAGCAAUUUUGACAUCUUCAGCUGCAAGGCAUGUUAGCAUAUGCAAAGUAUCAAUAGUGAUUAGAAUGUAAGUGAGUUCAAAGGUGCAGAAUAACAGAAGUUUAUUUCAUAGUUCUACGGUUUAUUCUGGUUAUAGUAAUAAUGGAAUUUAAUCCAUGCUUAUAUUGACUGUAUAUGUGAUAUAAAUAAAUGUGUGUGUAGUUUCAAUAUCCCAGUAGAGUACAUUUGUAUUGUUGGAGACAUGGGGGGGAGGGAAAUUUUCAAAAAGUACAAAUGACAGUUAGGACCCAACUCAAUGGGAGUUGGGCACCUAACUGCAUUUGUGCCUUUUUUUUUUUAAAUCUUCACCAGAUUAAUUUAAAAACUGAGGUUCUGAUCACUUAAGAUCAUUAAUAGCCAAAAGCACUCUUUGUAAGAGCUCUUUUCGUAAAGACACCAAUUUAGAUUAUUAUAUAGUGUCCACCUAUGCCUAAAAUUUCCCCUGCAGUAGUAUGUGUAUUUACACAAAAUACAGCAGCCUCGAGAGUGGAACAGAGUAGUUUAUCAACAUGGCACAGGAACAUCACAAUUUAGGACAGGAAGUAUGUUUUAAGCAUUUGGAAUUUUAGGUAAGUGGCUUUAGAGAGAGGGGCUAACAUCCUUCUCUUGCAGAAACUGUGAGAGCUCUUUAAAAGUCAUAUUCAAUCAGGAUCUGAAUUUUAUUUGUCAGGACUUCCACUUCACGUGAAAGUGCCUCCAACAACAUGAUGCCAUUUUAACACCAUGCCAGAGUACUCUUAGACCUGGUCUACACUAUGAGUUUAGGUCAGAUUUAGCAGCGUUAGAUCAGUUUAGCCCUGCACCCUUCCACACUACAAAGCCAUUUUUUCCAACUUUAGGGGCUCUUAAAACCGGUUUCUGUACUCCUCCCCGAUGAGUGGAUUAGCGUGAAAUCGAUCUCGCUGGGUCAAAUUUGGGGUAGUGUGGAUGCAAUUUGAUGGUAUUGGCCUCCGAGAGCUAUCCCAGAGUGCUCCAUUGUGACCACUCUGGACAGCACUCUCAACUCAGAUGCACUGGCCAGGUAGACAGGAAAAACCCUGCAAACUUUUGAAUUUCAUUUCCUGUUUCGCCAGUGUGGUGAGCUCAUUAGCAGAGGUGACUAUGCAGAGCUCUUCAGCACAGGUGACCAUGGAGUCCCAGAAUCUCAAAAGAGCUCCAGCAUGGACCGAACGGGAGGUACUGGGUCUGAUCGCUGUAUGGGGAGAUGAAUCCAUGCUAUCAGAACUCUGUUCCAAAAGACGAAAUGCCAAAAUAUUUGAAAAAAUUCUCCAAGGGCAUGAAGUACAGAGGCUAUCACAGGGACCCGCGCAGUGCCAAGUGAAACUUAAGGAGCUUAGGCAAGCCUACCAAAAAACCAGAGAGGCAAAUGCCCGCUUGGGGUCCGAGCCCAAGACAUGCUGCUUCUAUGAUGAGCUGCAUGCCAUUCUAGGGGGUGCCCCACCACUGCCCCACCCCUGUACAUGGACUCCUGCAAGGGGGGAGUCUCAUGCAACAGAGAUGAGGAUUUUGGGGACGAGGAAGAUGAUAGCGCACACCAGACAAGCAGAGAAACCGUUCUUCCCGACAGCCAGGAAUUGUUUAUCAUCUUGGAUCCCUCCCAACCUGGGAUCCUGGACCUUGAGGGUGGAGAAGGCAACUCUGCUGCAAAUGUUUCAACGCUCCCCCUAUCAUCUCCGUCCCAGAGGCUAUCAAAGAUUAGAAGCUGAAAAAAACACACUUGCGAUGAAAUGUUCUCUGAGCUCAUGCAGGCCUCCAGUGCUGAAAGAGCCCAGCACAAUGCAUUGUCUCCCUCAAUGUCAGAGUCCAGGAAAGCACAAAAUGAAUGCGAGGACAGGAGGGAUGAGCGAGAGGAGAGGUGGCAUCAGCGUGAUGAGAGGAAGCAGGAUGCAAUGCUGAGGCUACUGGAGGAUCAAACUGAUAUGCUCCGGCGUAUGGUUGAGGUACAGGAAAGGCAGCAGGAGCACAGACCGCUGCUGCAGCCCCUGUGUAACCAACCGCCCUCCUCCCCAAGUUCCAUAGCCUCCUCAACCAGACAUCCAAGAACACGGUGGGGGGGCCUCCAGACACCCAAGCACUCCACUCCAGAGGACUGCCCAAGCAACAGAAAGCUGGCAUUCAAUAAGUUUUGAAGUGCAGUGUGGCCUUGUCCUUCCAUCCUCCCGUCCUCCCCUACCCCACCCAGUGCUUCCCUCCUCCCCCACUCCUCCCGGGCUACCUUGGCAGUUAUCCCCCCAUUUGUGU
Messenger RNA from Caretta caretta (loggerhead turtle), 4097 nucleotides. NCBI's taxonomy places the organism in Eukaryota, Metazoa, Chordata, Testudines, Cheloniidae. The record is from RefSeq and is a predicted model, not a curated record.